Messenger RNA from Caretta caretta (loggerhead turtle), 4655 nucleotides. RefSeq names its product CTD small phosphatase 2 (gene CTDSP2). Gene Ontology annotation, molecular function: RNA polymerase II CTD heptapeptide repeat phosphatase activity. NCBI's taxonomy places the organism in Eukaryota, Metazoa, Chordata, Testudines, Cheloniidae. The record is from RefSeq and is a predicted model, not a curated record.
ACUCUCUGGAGCCAGCCAGUUGUCUGCCCAGUUGCCCCCUCUGUGCUGUCCUACAGCUUCUGCACCCUGACCCGGAGAACGGCUCCCUUGGUGUGAGGCCAGGGCUCUCGGGAGGGGAGCCAUCGCCAAGUGCAGCUGGGGUGAUUAACGCCAUUUAACCUCGUCUGCCAGAGCACGGCGCCAGAGAAAGAGGAAAUGCUGCUGCAGUUAUCGUAGCGGGAUGGGGACUCAGCCUGAUCUUUCUCGCUGCCAGGAGCCGGCACAGGGAGCUCUAGACACAGAUUAUUGAUUGGUUGGGGUUGCUGCUGGCCCCAAGUUCCUCUCCCCAGUUACAAUCCUGGGGACACUCUGCUCAGAUCUCUCCAGGAUGGGACAGGGAUGAAGCCUGCCAGGCGAGGCACCCCCGGCUGUGUGCUGUGAGCAUGCAGAUGCAUGAGGCACUUUCAGCCCCCUGAAGAAGGCUUGGUGUCCAAGUCUUCUCCCAAGAAACCUCGUGGCCGGAACAUAUUCAAGGCCCUUUUCUGUUGCCUCCGCGCACAGAAUGUUGGUCAGUCAGGCUGCGGUGGGGAGCAUGCACUGCACAAGGAGGAACCCAGCACCAUCGCUAAGUCCGAUCUGCUGCAGUGUCUUCAGUUCCAGUUCUACCAGAUUCCCGGGACGUGCCUGCUCCCCGAGGUGACUCAGCGGGACCAGGGCAGGAUCUGCGUGGUGAUCGACCUGGAUGAGACACUGGUGCACAGCUCCUUUAAGCCAAUCAACAAUGCUGACUUCAUAGUGCCUGUGGAGAUAGAGGGAACCUUGCACCAGGUCUACGUGCUCAAAAGGCCCUUUGUGGACGAAUUCCUGAGGCGAAUGGGGGAGCUGUUUGAAUGUGUCCUCUUCACUGCCAGCCUGGCCAAGUACGCCGACCCGGUGACGGACCUUCUGGACAAGUGCGGGGUGUUCCGCGCGCGGCUCUUCCGGGAGUCCUGUGUCUUCCACCAGGGCUGCUACGUCAAGGACCUGAGCCGUCUGGGCCGGGACCUGCACAAGACGCUCAUCCUGGACAACUCGCCAGCCUCCUACAUCUUCCACCCGGAGAACGCGGUGCCCGUCCAGUCCUGGUUUGAUGACAUGGCGGAUACGGAGCUGCUCAACCUCAUCCCCGUUUUCGAAGAGCUGAGCGAAGCUGAGGAUGUUUAUACCAGCCUCGGCCAGCUGCGGGCGCCGUAGAGCCUCCAGUGCCCUGGCAGCCCAUUUCUGCAGGGGACUUUCACUCAGUGCCUUCACUAGCAGCCAGGAGGAAGUGGUCGGGCAAGGAGUCAACUCCUGGGCCCCAGUGGGAGUGCCAGUCGCCCCUCGGACUGGGGCGCAGGGCGGGAUGUUGGAUUGCAGAGCGGGGAAAUCUCUGUAGCCCCAGGCACAGGUCUGAGCCCAUCCCCUGGUAGCCCUGGGGUCUCUGCACUGCGGGGUGCAGGGCUCCCCACGCUCCGACUCGCAAAUGGGGCUCUGCUUCCUGCCCCGCUUGCCUCCCUGAUGCACAGCACCUGUGGCCAGGCUGGGAGCGGAUUCCACAUGGGGGGUGGGCCUGGCUGGGCGACUCCUGCCAUGGGGGGUUGGGAGGGUUGUACAUCCCAACGCCUCCCCUCUCCCCCCACGUGCUGCUCUGAGAGCAACUGCCUGAGCAGCCGGCCAGCCUCCCAGGAGGACGGUGCUCUAGCUCUCCAAAGGGCAAAUACCAGCUGCCCCGAGCCCAGCGUCCCCGGCCCCUGGAGGCAUUCCGCCCGGCGGGGUAGCUGCUGCGAAACCUUUCCUGUGGCUUUCUCCUAAUCUUAGUCCCUCCAGUGCGGAGCCUCCAGAGCCCUGCCUUUGCCAUCCCCCCCCCCCAGUCUCAUCUUCCCACUUGGAGCCACUGAUCCCAUUCCCUGUAAUUCCCUCCCCCAUGAUACAUCUCCCGAGGCCCCUGGAGCUGGAGCCAGGCCUGUCUGGGGUCAGCAUCCCACUCCUCAGUCCCCCUGAUGAGGCCCAGGCCCAGGGGGACUUGUAUCCUGAGGGAGCCUCUCCAUCCUCCCUAGUCCCUUAGCCUGCUCCUUCCAGGAGCUGGAUCUCCAUCCCGACCUGAUUCCUCCUCCCUGGCCUAGAUCCCAGCCUCUUGCCAGUGUUGCUCUGAAGGAUGUUCCUGGAGCAGCCCCGGCUGGGCCCCGUGACUCCCAACAGUUGCCGGUGCCCAGUGAAGCAGAGAUCCUUGCCUCAUACCAAUUGCCACUCCACUCCAAAGGAGAGGGGAGAUGUCGAGUUAACGGGUAACUUUAAACCAAAGCCACACUCCACCUCCCUAGCUGGUUUAGCCCAAAGUGGGGGCCAAGGGGCACGUUUGAGCUGCGGGGAGACGGUCACAUUUGGACUCAUGCAUCUACAGUACAAAGCAGCACCCUCCAUCUAGGGGACCACGCCCACAGGCCUGCCUUAACUGCUGCCCUCCAUCCGGGGAGUGGGGCCGACGGGAACACGCUGCUUCCUCCACCAGCAGGCUGCCGGGGCGAAGACCGUAACAUCCCCUCUGGAGCCACCUAUUUAGUGCGACAAGCCCCCCACUGAAGUCCCAGUGUGGUGACAUCUUCAGCUUCAAUAGCUCCUGCGAGUGGCCUCAGGAAACGCCCAUUGGAGCUGAGCCCCUUGGCGAUAUGAGACUUUGGCACCAGCCCCAGGCCCCCCCCCGCCCCAGGUCUGCAUUGUGCUGACCCCACUGGCUGGCUCCCCAUUUCUCGGCACAGCUUGACUUCCCACGAGCAGCCUGGCGAGACAGGGCCCUCUCUCUGAUCUCUGGCUCGCUGAGCUCCCAGCAUUCCUCGUCGGUUCCACAACACAACCCGCAGGGCCCGGCAGAAUGUGCCCUGAUGCAGUUUGUGGCCUGUCGUUUCCGUGGCCGCCCCAACGAGCGGUGGCUGCUCCGGGCACUUCUGGCACUCCGGCAUUGGCAGCCACCCCUCUCCAUCUCGUUGCCUUCCCCCUCCUGCUGCACCUUCCACUUUGGCAUUUCCAGAGAGAACCAGCUCUUCGUCCAAGCCAAAUGUCGACUGGGUCAGAGGCAGCAUCACCUCUCCUGGGGGGUGACCACUGAGGGGGCUAACGGGAGGGCUGGGCCGUGGGUGUCGCUCUUCCCGCAUGGCGUUGGGGCCCGGCGCUCAGUCCCUCCGGGCAGCAGGACGGACUCUGCGGGGCUGUUACACCAUCAAGUGCCAUUAGGACGUAGGCCAGUGACUGCUGUGCCAGGGGGCAGCCCUGUCUGGGCCCAGCCCCCGGGUCUGACCUGCUUCACUUCCAUGGGCAAGAUCCAGAGGCAGCUGUGCCCACGGCACUUGGCUUUAACCUUCCCAUCGCCUGCCCUGGUGGGCCCCCACUGUGAGCUUUGUGGGUCACAGGGGACCAAAGCUCUGGGCCCCGUGCCUGGCUGGGCCCUGGGGCAGGCCGACCCCUUUCUUGCCCUCGUGGGGGUGUUGUUCUCAGGCCCAGCUAGGAAGGGCUGGGACCUGUCAGAGUGACUAGAAGGAGCAGGGCCGACAGCUAGGCUUGGGGUCGGAGGAACCUGGUGCAGUGAGUGGGGCCAAUGGAAACCCCCUCCCUGUGCAGGUCUCCCUUGCCCCUCGCUGUCUGAGUCCCCCUUAUAGGGGAGAUCUUAGUAACAGGCCCGUGUGUGCCGGGCGCGGGGACUCUAGCUCUGCACAUUGUAGAGGGGAGAGCAGCCCGGAGCCCAGCAGCAAGCAGUGAAGCACUGGGACAGAUGGGGUGGCGGGGGGACACCCCGACUUAUAAUAAAUACAGGUUUCCUCUGCCCCCUCAAAUUCCCUCCCUCCUCAGAAAUGCGACUCUUUAAAUCGAGCUUCUCAGGACCCUUCCUCCUUGACCUCUGAUGUGGCUUGAAAUGCCCCUUCUAGGAUGUGAAAUUGGUCCCUUGUUUGCUUCCCGUCCCCCCAGGUGGGGGAACCACCACACUCCUGUAUCGUAGAAAUUUCCCAGCAGUGAUUACGGCAUCUGACCUGUUCUCCCUGCCUUUUCCCCCUACCCUACACACACACACUUGGGGGACCUCCCCCAGCAUCCGGUCCAGCCCCACUCUUCUGUUGACUCAACGGCCUCUGAUGAGUUACCCCAAAAUGCCCAUUGCUGUGGGAAAUCCCAACCCACCCCUUUGUGCCGCAGCCAGGAGCCCUGAGGAUGCGGGAGUUUAGCUGCAGAUGCUUUGGCAGGUCUCACGCCUCUGACGCUCCAACUGGCAGCAGGUGAGCCCCAAAAUGCAGCCCGGCCAAGGCCUCGGAGCUGGGCUUCCCCAGGCCUCCUUCAGCAUGUACAUGGUCACCUGCUCUCACUGAUUUGCCUUUCAUAUGGGGUUGUGUUCCCCUAAACCCCACGGCUCUGCUCAGGUCCCCCCUCAUUGUAAUGCGGGGGUGCCCCCAUCUCCCAUGGCAGGGGUCUGUGCACUGAGCACAAGGCCCUGGGGUUCCCUCCCCCCCGCCAGGGGUGUAAAGACUUCGGUUGUUUUGGGUCACUUCCUUUUGUUUGUUACAUUUUUGUCUUAUUCAAAUGAAAAAACUUGAAGCCGGCGCCACUGUCUCGGUCUCUUUCUAUUUUUGGAAUCUUUGUAUUAACUGCGAUUAAAGCCAGGAAAGGAAAGUGAA